GCUUUUGCUUUGCUUCAUCGUUUUCCAAAACUUUUAACUCGCAACAACAAAAGAAAGAAAAGCAAAACUCGCAACUUCUCCUCUGUUAAAACCUAAAACUUUUAUCUUUCGCCAGAGCAAAAAAAAAAAAAAGAAAAGAAGAAGCACAUCAUGGAUUCUCAGGACCACAUCAACACACCACACUCUCCAGGAGGUCAGAGCAAUGGGGCUCAUCAUGUCUGCACUAAAUGUGGUUGGAACUAUCCAAAUCCACAUCCUAGUGCUAAAAACCGGCGUUCACACAAGAAAAUUUGUGGAACCAUCAAGGGAUUUGAGAUCCCUGAUUCCGAAAUGCCCAAACAGAAUCUUGAUUUGCAGGAAGAUCCUUGCUUGGAUGAUGAGCAAAAACUCCCAAGUCCAAGAGUUGUGGAGAAAGCUGAUGAGAGGAUUGGGGAAGAGGAUGUUUUUGCAUAUGCUGUUUCUGAAUUUUCAAGAUCUGACUCUUUCAAGGAAAAGGAAGAAACAGCAACAAAUUGUAUCGCUAAGAAUCCUGGUGAAACUCAGCCGGGCAACAAAAGCCCUGAAGUGGUUCAAGAGAGCUGUGAAGUUCCACCUGUGGAAGUCCUUGACAACUUCCCAAAAUCUGUUGAAGCAGCUUCAGGGAAUCAACAAGGGGGAGAACCUUUUAUUGAAGGACACUCCAUGCCAUUUGUAACUCUGAAUGAUUCAUCACAGGGAGCUCAGGUCAUUGAAGGUGGUGGUGAUACCAUAUCCAAUGUUGGGUUAGAGACAGAUUGCAAAGAAGAUUUACCUGAUGAGUCUGAAUCUAAGUUAGCAUCUGCAUUAGGAAAGAGAAAGGAUAUUUUUGAUCCAUCAUGGAACGAUGAAGUGAUUUACUCGGACUUGGAGGGUCCGCAUGGAUUUGCUUUUGAAGAAAUGAGUAUGAUUCAUCCUGGUGAAGCUGAGUAUACCGUAGUCAGUGAUGAUAAUGUUCCGGUCAAUACUUCUUCUGUAGGAACCAAUGCAGACCAAGUUAUCAGCACCAAACAAUCUUCUUGUGAUGAUAUACCUUUUACAGAAAAUGCUGACGUCUCUCUGGAUGGAACCAAACAUGAAGAAGUUGAAUCGAAUCUUCCCGAAACACCUAAGGGAGAAGAAUGUGAAACCGAUACUCGUAGUAAGGCAGAGAACGUAGGCAUAAGUAUUGGCACUGAAGUUUCUUCAUCAGACAAGCUUCUGUUGGAAGACAAAGCUGAACCUCAAGGCCAAACAGCUGUGGAAAUUCCCAGUGGAGACAACUUGGUAAUAGCUAAGGCUGGCCCUGAAGAUAUCAUAAUGAAAGCCGAAGAGGGUGAAUCAUCAUCUUUUGGUGUUUCCCAAGAAACUGUCGAAUCAGAAAUAGCCUCCCUACCUGAAGUAGUUCCUAUAGUUGCUGACUCGAAUGCUGAUAUGAGCCGUUCAGAUCUCACUGGUCAUGAGAGUAAACUUAUUCAGGCAAAUCUUGUAACUGAGGAGAACAGCCCAAAGAGCAAGCUGAUCUCUGAAUCCUCUUGUGAUGUUCAACAUUAUGUUUCUGUUGCAAUGGAGGGAGACGAUCAGAAGAAAAGUUCACCAGAAACAUCUAUAGACUCCAUUCUAGAAAUUGGUGCUGAAACCUGUGAUGAAGCUCGCAUAGAACAGUUAGUGGAGGAAAGCAGUUUCAUAAGAGUAGCUGAUCCUUUAAGCAAUUUUGCAACUGAUGAAUCUGCUCAAACAGCUAAUAAUCAGAAGUUAGUGGAAAGCGGAAGGACGGAAUUCAAUAGAGUAGUUGGUGGGUUGGGGGUUAUUCAAGCAAAUGAGAUUGACAGUGAUGUACUGAAAGCACACAACUUGUAUGCUGAGGUCCCUGUGACAAUUGAGUCAAAUGACCUUCGAGAUUUCGGGAGACUGCAGAAUCUAUCAGAAGCACACAUUAGAUCUCUGGUUUCAAGUCCGCUUGUCACUAGAAAUAAUAACACUUACAAUGCGUUUGCGUCUACUUCAGCCACGCCGAUGUUUGAUGGAACAGGACUUAGUGAAAACGGAUCACAGUCAUCAUCUCUUGCUGUUGCUCUGUCCGAAAACCAAGAGAUCACUAUGGAGAAGACAGCAAAGGACCAGCACGUCCCGCUGAAGAACCUUCUGAGUGAAGCAAGAUCACCAAGGCUUGCAGCAGCAGCAGCAGCAGCAGAGGCAAAGAGUAACAUACCGAGAGUGAGUUCGAUAUUAUUGGACCAAGAGACUUCUCCUGAAGAGGGAGGUCGCUGGCCAGAGAGAAGAGAAGUGAGUGAGGAGUGGAAGUCGCCAGCAAAGUAUCCAGUGGAGUUGAAGAGAGAGGAGAGGAAAGUGAAAGGAAGACCCUUUUGGGUCCCAUUUGUUUGCUGUUCCUCUGUUAAGUAGUAGAAGGCUCUAUCUGUUGUGUAACUCUUUAAGUAGAAGACUUUUGACUUUUAUAAAGAAAAGCAACAAGUUUGGUUA
This is a messenger RNA of Brassica napus (rape), 2475 nucleotides long. RefSeq lists its product as uncharacterized. NCBI's taxonomy places the organism in Eukaryota, Viridiplantae, Streptophyta, Magnoliopsida, Brassicales, Brassicaceae. The coding region runs from base 151 to 2397 and encodes 748 amino acids. The record is from RefSeq and is a predicted model, not a curated record. The transcript is spliced from 5 exons.